Messenger RNA from Komagataella phaffii GS115, 984 nucleotides. RefSeq lists its product as uncharacterized. The record is from RefSeq and is a predicted model, not a curated record. The transcript has a single exon. The coding region runs from base 1 to 984 and encodes 327 amino acids. Lineage: Eukaryota; Fungi; Ascomycota; Pichiomycetes; Pichiales; Pichiaceae.
AUGUUUUAUCCGAGAAAUCUUCGGCUGGUGGAAAAAACUGCAGUGAACGGGGCCAAUUUGCCGAAUUCAAAGAUGGAAAAGAAGUUCAGUUUCAUCGGGGGCAGAAGCGAGCCUAAGAUCAGAUUUGGACUGGAAAUAGUUACCCUCAAUGAUACAAACGAAUACCUUGUUCCAUUGAUAGUGACUCUUGUGGUAGUAGCGUACCUUAUUCCUCAGAAGGCAAUUUCAAGAUUGCAAGAGUGUCUGGAAAUUGCUUUCUUAUUGGUAAUAGGCUGGUCCGUUUACCAGACAAUAAGGUGGCAAUGGGAUGUGUACCUGGAGAUGAGAGGAAACGACGGUGUCUUGAAGGUCAAGGCCGCUAGACAAAGAAAGUCUAGAGCAUUGUUCCUUGGCUGGGGAAUAAUUGCGACAGGGCUAGCUCUUCUUUGUUUCAUUUUGGUCAAACGUUACUUUAUGGAAUCUAGACCUCUGCCUGAUCUAUUGUACAAUUCAGAGCAGUUUCUCUUGACGACUUUUUCCAUACGACAAUGGGGAAAAGAAAUUCACAAAAAUGUUCAAGAUUAUAUCUCCCAAAUAUGCGAUGAGCCAAACCAGCCUUCGGAACCUGUCAAAUCUGAACCACCUUCCUAUCGAAGUUUCAAGGAGAUGCCGUUUUUCAUCACUGAUGUGUACAAAAAGUUGGAGAAUCUGGAAAAGAAGACAGAUAAAAAUGAACUCAAAAGUUUGCAUGAACUGACUGAACGAUUGAGCCAUCUUGAACAAGCUAUCAAAACAAUUGCUUAUCAAGAACCUUCAUUGAGCACGAACGACACUGGAUGUUCAAAAUCGGUACCAGAACAACAAAUAGAACACUCUAGCAGUUUCAGUCUAUGGUCAAUACCCAAAAUACCCAUUCACAUAUUCUCUUGGUGUUGGUCAUUCCCAAGAAGGUUAUUAAUGAUUGGCCUAACGCUAACUAUUAAGGUUCUUCAGAAAGCCUGGUAA